Messenger RNA from Petromyzon marinus (sea lamprey), 4944 nucleotides. The record is from RefSeq and is a predicted model, not a curated record. NCBI's taxonomy places the organism in Eukaryota, Metazoa, Chordata, Hyperoartia, Petromyzontiformes, Petromyzontidae.
CCCUAUCCGCGCUAGGAUAUUUAAAGGGUUCCCGCGUGCGCCUCGGCCCGGUUAACAGCGAUGAGCGGACGGGUUUCGCUUCGGUGUUUACACUUUGAGCCCCGUCACUUCCUAACCACCAUUGUCUUGCUAAUUUAUUAUUAUUGUUGCUCUUGUCCUCGUCGGUUGUUGUUGUUGUCGUCGCCGUCGGGGUCAACGUUUGUGACAUUCGUCCGGCUGAGCUAGCUCGGGUCGCCCCCGGGAGGAAGCGGGGAGGCGUGACCCCCACCCCCCCCCGCCACCCCCCUCAGGUCAACUCGACAGGCCAGGGUCACUCCACUGCUGGAUGAACCGCGUCUUACCUCGCCCUCCCUCCCUCCCUCCACCACAAGCGGCGAGCCACCUCGGCCGGCUCUUCACGGCCGAUUCUCGCCACCCACCGUAACCCUCCCAUACAUCCACACACGGCGGCUGCUGCAAAGCAGCUGCAUCUGCUGCUGCUGUUUCGCCUGCUGCCUCGCCUGCUGCCUCGCCUGCUGCUGCUGCUGUGAUUCACGCCGUUGCCGCGAAGAUGAUCCCGGGCGGACUUCGCGAUCGCCAUCUCAUCCUCCGCUCGGCCUGAUUUGGGCCACCGAGCCUCCUCCCCCCCGGGCCCCUCGCCGCCCUUCCGGCGCCGAGCUCGCCCGGCGGCACCUCGCACGUCUGUCGGUUUCCCCCGGCGAGUCGUUUCGAGAGAACGACCGCGUGCUUCGGUCGAGCGCGGCGGCCGCGGCGGCCGCGGCGGCGGCAACGGGCGAUGUCUGACUGACACGGGACGCCGUGGACCGCUUGGGUGCACGUUUGACGGCGGCGGCGGCGGCGGCGGUCCGGUCCCGGCCGUCAUGUCGAGCUACGAUGAAGACAUCGCGAGGAAUCCGUUCUUCCUCGCGCUGCAGCGCAAGAGGCCGGAGUUGUUCCGCAAGGCGGCCGAGUUGCACGCCGUGGUGCUGGUGCCUUGCCAGGGUAGUGUUCGGCCCGGGGCUCUGUCCUCCUGCCCGUUCGAGUCGUACAUUCUGCUUCCGUCCGCCGACGAGCAGACUCGCUACGUCUCCAUGGGCGGCCAGGCGGUGUCGCUGCGUGGGGGGGAGCUGUGUCUCACUGGGGGAGAGGGGCCCUCCGUGUCGGCCCGCGUGCUCUUCGAGGAGACCUUCUACACGGACCGCGAGGAGAGCCUCAGCCUCAUCUGCAUCUCCCGCCCGCUCGACGCGCUGCCGCCGCCCGCCCACCCAGAUGCAGAGGGCUCCGGUGUCUCCAUGGCGACCGUUUCCCUCUCCACGUCCUGCCCGGGGGGAGCCUCUUCCGGCGCCGCGCUCCAGGCCCCCGCCUCGCUGGGCCCCGGCUCCAUGGACGAGUGCCGCGAGGUCCUGGCGUGGGCCGAGUCGCCGGCCUUGGCCGGCGGCGGCACAGGAGGAGGAGGAGGCGGGUCGGUGACGACGGGGGCGCGGAGAGACGUGGACCGCCGGAUCGCGGUGUUCACCGCGUCGUUCCGCCAGCUGGAGGGGAGGAGCCUGCGGCACCACAUCGAUGCAGUCGGCGCUCUGUACAGCAAGUGUCUGCAGGUCGUGCUGAAGGACCCACAGCUGAAAUCGCUGGCGAGGCAGGAGGCCUCCCUCAAGCUCCUCAAGCAGGCGGUGGAGAUGUACGUUCUGAACGGAACCCACGACGCCAUCUUCAAGGCCAUCGGUACCAUGGAGGCCAGCCAGGACGCAGCCUUCAACAAACGCACACGCUCCCUGCAGGACCUGCAGCUCAAGGACCUCGGCAUCACCUCUGACCUCAGCAUCAACAUCCCGCGCGCCAAGCGAGUGCUGGGCCAGCUGAACCGGUGCCGCACGUCACAGGAGAAGUUGCUGUGCCUGCGUAGCGCCGUGCACACCGUACUGCUCUCGCCCAGCCACAGAGUCAACGUCCAGGCGAUGACGACGGACGACCUGCUGCCAAUUCUCAUCUUCCUCGUCGUCAAAACCGAAAUCCCAAACUGGCGCGCGAACCUGAGCUACGUGAAGAACCUGCGCUUCAGCGGGGGUCUGGAGGACGAGCUGGGCUACUGCCUCACCUCGUUUGAGGCCGCGGUGGAGCACAUCCACGCGGGCAUCCUCACUCCCGGGGCGGGCGGCACGGGGUUGCCCGGCAACGGGUCUCCGUGGAGCUCGCCCGGCGGCGCCAUCUCCCGCGCCCCCUCUGCCUGCGCCAUCGACCUCCUCUUCGAGUGCGUGGCGAGCGGCCGCGACGAGGAGGUGUCGCGACUGCUGACGAGCGGGGAAGGAGGCGGCGCGGACGCGGCGUUGUGCCACCCGCUGUGCUCGUGCGACUCGUGCGAGAGGAUCGUGUCCGGGCGGCUGAACGACCCCUCGGUGGUGACGCCGUUCUCGCGCAACGACCACGGCCUCACGCCGCUGCACGUGGCCGCUCAGCACGGGCGCCUCUCCCUGCUGGAGAUGCUGCUGGCCGCGGGCGCGGUGGUGAACACGGUUGACUAUCACGGCGCUUCGCCGCUCCACUCGGCCUGCUCGCGGGGCCACCAGGCUGCCGCGCUGCUGCUUUUGGAUCGCAACGCCAACCCGUCAGCCGAGGACAUGAGCGGGAACACGCCUCUGCACCUGGCCUGCGGUGGGGGGCACGAGGCGUGCGUGAAGGCGCUGGUGUUCUUCAGCGCGCGGGGCCGCCGCGUCGACCCCAGCGCCCAGAACGACCGCGGGGACUCGCCGCUGCACGUGGCGGCGCGCUGGGGCUACGAGCCCGUGGUGGCCACCCUGCUGGAGGCCGGCGCCGCGCCCGAGCUGCAGAACCGCGCCGGCGAGACGGCGCUCACGUGCGCGCUCAACUCGCGGGUGAUGGCUCUGAUCCACAAUUCCAGUCUGCAUUCUGACGAGCCACCUGACAGCAGCAAGGCAUCCGAUAGGCCGUCGCCCUCGGCCAAUCGGAGCCCGGAGUGCAGCAACAGUAGCCGGCGCUCAUCCACGCUGUCGGACGCGUCGUCGCUGUCGUUGUCGGCGACGAUGCUGGAGUCACAAAGCGACGACGAGAAGAGCAGGAUGCGUGAGGUGGAGCGCCUGCUGAAGGCCGUGGCCGACGGGGACCUCGUCAUGACGCGCUUCCUGCUGGGCUGGACAGACGACAGCGACGAGAGCGACACAGAGGCGUUCCCCCCGACCUUCCAGCUGUGCCACCCGCUGUGCCAGUGCGCGACGUGCCAGCCUCAACAGAGGCGGGCGUCGCUGCUGUCGGCCUCGGGGCUCUCGGUGAACGCGAGCGACCGGGACGGCCUCACGCCGCUCCACGCGGCCUGCGCCAACGCCGGCGCCGCUGCCCAGGUCACGACCGCGCUGCUGCGGCACGGCGCCGACCCGGACGUCGGCACGCACCGCAGCGGCCACACCCCGCUGCACACCGCCGCCCGGCUGGGCCUCGCGCAGGUGGCCGACAUCCUCCUGGAGCACGGGGCGAAGGUCAACAAGCGAGACCGCGACGGGAACACCCCGCUCCACCUGGCGUGCGUCGCCCCCUCAGCUCUCACUGUGCUGCUCCUCGUACAGCACGGUGCCAGCGUGUGCCUGGCGAACCGGCGCGGGGAUUCGGCGCUGCACGAGGCGGCGCGCGCGGGCAGCGCCGACGCCGUGCGGGCGCUGCUGUACGCGGGCGCCAGCGCCGCCGUCAAGAACCGCCAGCAGCGAACGCCGGCACAGCUUGCAGUGGAGCAGGAGGUGCUGGAGCUAUUGGAGAGAGCGGAGGCGGAGGAGAGGGGGUCCGAGGUGGACGGCCGUGACGGUGGGGGGCCCCGCUCCCCGCCGGGGGUUGGGCACGGCGCCGGUGUUGGCGCCCGGCGCCACCGCAGCGUGAGGAGCCUGUUCGAGGCGGUGGAUGAGGACGACUACGACGCUGAGAGGACUCGCCUCUCGCUCGCCAGCGCCUCCUUCGACAACUCCAAGCACCCACGGCGGUCGCCCGCCCCCGCCGACCCCCAGGACGUCCCGUCGGCCGACGGCUGCCCCGCGUCCGCCGCUCCGACGGAGCGACCCGCCGAGCCAGGGCGGGACGGAGGCGACCCCCCGCCGCCGCCAUCGCCGCCCUCUCCCGGGGACCCCGCCGCGGACGUCGCCUGAGCCGUCGCCUGAGCCGUCGCCUGAGCCGACGUCCGCGUCGUCGUCCGUCGCGAAGAGAGCCGCUUGCGGGAGAAGACGGGGGGGGAGCGCGACGCCACCUCGGCGCGGCGGGGGCGGUGGUGGGGGCGGCGGGGGGGGGGGGCGGGGGGGAAACUUGAAUGAGGAUUCUGGCCCAGGGAAAAGAAAAGAGGAAGCCUUAAAAGAGCCAGGAACCGUUUUAUCUUCGCGAGUUUGUGGUCACACAGCUGCUUUGUUCACGACGUGCGUUAGUGUGUGUGUGUGUGUGUCAUGCAGCCGGCGUGCGUGAGAGAAAGAGAGAGAGUCCAGGGCGGGUUGUUGUUGUUGUUUUCUAGUGUGGUGGGGGCGCGUGGAUAAUAUAUAUUUUGUAAGUUUGCGAAUCAGGGCGGCGACGACCGCGCGUGGCAGGGGAGGGGGUGGGUGUGUGGCGCUCCCCUUGGAGCGACGUCGGCAAGCGUUCUCGCCGACGCGCACACUCGCUCGUCCGCCUCGUUUGCAUAUUUGUCCGUGACCUUUCAGGCGUUCGCCGCCCCCCCCCCCCAGCUCGACGAGGCCCCCCGGGCCACGGACGUUGACCCGACCUCUACGGGGACAUGGCUGACGCCAUGAGGGAGCUCUCUUAAAACUCCUAAAGCGAACUUGUUUCAAGAGUCGAAUUUCUGCUGUUGAGACUCAGAAACUCGAAACCCUGGCCCAGAGUUUGUUUACCCAAGUGCUGCUGGAUAAUAAUUUACUCUAAACGCGCGAUGUUGAUUCUAAAUAUAAAUAUGGGGGGGGGGGAAACACGGGAGGACCCGGAGGAAAA